Molecule: messenger RNA, 1864 nt
Organism: Aureobasidium pullulans EXF-150
Lineage: Eukaryota; Fungi; Ascomycota; Dothideomycetes; Dothideales; Saccotheciaceae
Exons: 4
Coding region: 52-1839 (595 amino acids)
Source: RefSeq, a predicted model, not a curated record
CUUCGACUUGAAUUGCUGAGUUGCUUUACAAUGGACAUGUUAUAAAGGAUAAUGCAAUUUCGCUCGCUAUGCACAUUGGCUAUAAUCUCCGUAGUCGCCGCGGCUACGGUUGUCCCAUCUACUGAUCGUGACGGGCAUGCUCGCUUUCAGACUUUUUCACAGUACCGGCCGCCGCUUCUCAAUCUGACUGUGUACGAUUCGGACAAAGUGUCUCCUGGCUAUUUCUUCAUUGCACCGUACUCUCAACUAGCAGCCAAACAAAUCACAGAUCCUGCCGAGGCAUAUAUCACUGGCCCGACCAUAUAUGACCGCAAUGGACAACUAAUAUGGAUCGGAUCUACCAUGUUUCCGGGGCGGGAUGCCUACGACUUCCGAGUUGUCAAAUACAAAGGGGAGAGCAUGCUUUCAUGGAUCAUUUCGACCAAUGAAUACUAUCCGGAUCAUCCAGGAGGAAAAGCUGUCCUGGUGAACGACAAGUACGAGCUUGUCAACACAACCUUGCCUUUAUUCGAUACUCCAGAAUUCAACAUUCAUGAGUACAACAUCAUCAACGAUGGGGCAUCUGUUUUGACUCUCUAUUCCAAUCCUGUGUUAGUGAAUGAGACUUGGAUCCAGGAUGACGGUAUUGCAGAGAUUGAUCUGUCUACUGGAGCAAUUCUGUUCCGUUGGAGCUCUCUUGAACAUAUUUCUUUGAACGCAUCAAACUUUCAUCUUCCGAAAGCCGGGACAACAUCACACAAACGACCAUGGGACUGGUUUCAUGCAAACUCAAUAGACAAGAACGCAGAUGGAGAUUAUCUGUUAUCGUCACGACAUACGAGUUGUAUAUACAAGAUAUCUGGCUCCAACGGAUCUUUGAUUUGGCAACUAGGAGGCAAGACUUCGGAUUUCGACCAUCCCAGCGGCUUCAACUUCUCCUGGCAGCACGAUGCUAGAUACAGAUUUGAAGACAAGACAACUACUACAAUUUCCUUCUUUGACAAUGCAGGAAUUGGCAUGACAAUAGAAGACAAGACUACAGGGAACUGGAGCCGUGCAGUAGUCGUCGAACUCAACACUUCUGCCUCGCCCAUGACAACAAGGGUUCUGCGCAGCUACGACAGACCAGAUCAUGAGACGUCGAUUGCAAGAGGAAGUAUGCAGAUGCUUCCGAACGACAAUGUAUUCAUUGGAUGGGCUAGCUAUGGUCUCAUCAGCGAAGUCACACAAGACGGCACGCCCGUCAUGGAAGCCAGGUUCGUCGACGAGACAAUGAGCACUUACCGCUCUUACAAAUUCAACUUCACUGGCCGACCACGUCUACCGCCGGUAACGAAGUCUAUCGUGUACGGCACAACGCCAAAGACAGCAAACACUUUCCACUACUUCAGCUGGAAUGGAGCCACGGACGUCUACUCAUGGAAUCUCUACGGUUCCUCAAAAAACUCUUCGGAUAGCUUUACUCUUCUGGCUAAUGUGGAAAAGACUGAUUUCGAAACCAUGUACAUGACAAGAGGCUUUGUGGCAUACGUUUAUGUCGAAGCAAUCGGUGCUGAUGGCAAAGUGAUGAGCCGUUCAAUACCUACAGCAUCAGAACUUCCUCGGACAUGGAUUGGCACUUUUUGUACAGCCGAUGGCAUUUGCGAGAUUGACGAGCAUGAUGAAUCUCUUCAGAAGCCAGAGCACGAGCACUUUGGAGCAAAACUUGAUCAUGGGAUAGAAGGAAUAUCUCUCACGAAGGAUACGUUAGAUGAACCAAUGAUGCUAGGUGUUGGUCUUUUGGUCAUCAUCGCAUGUGUAUAUUUGAUGGUACAUUUGUACAGAAGGCGUAAUGUAGUACGUUAUAAGCAUGUAGAGUAGUGUAAUAUAUGAACUUGUGAACUCC